AUGUCAAUAAAUGAGAUUGAUAACUCAACUAAAAAUAAAUUACAAUCUGGACAGGUAAUUUUAGAUCUACAAGGCGCGAUAAAGGAACUUAUAGAAAACAGUCUAGAUGCUUCAUCUACCGUAAUUGAGAUCAACCUCUUCAAUUUCGGUUUAGAUACUAUCAAAGUUGUUGAUAACGGUAAUGGUAUAGACUUAAAUGACUUUAAUUCAAUAGCAAAAAAGCAUUUUACCUCAAAAUUAAACACCUUCACAGAUUUAAGCCAAUUACAAACCUUUGGUUUUCGUGGUGAAGCUCUAUCCAGUUUAUGUUCAAUAUCAAAAUCAAUUGAAUGUCUCACUUCGACAAAAUCAUCUCAACCAAAAGCUAAUAGGUUAUUAUUUAAUAAAAACGGUGAGCUACUCGAAUCGAAAUCAAAUGUACCAAGACAAUCAGGUACAACUAUGUCAAUCUUCUCUUUAUUCCAUCAUCUACCCGUCAGAAGAAGAGAAUUAGAGAAGAAUAUUAAACGAGAGUUUUCGAAAGCUAUCAAUCUAUUGCAAUCUUACGCUUUAUGUCCUUUGUUGGCAGAUAAAAAGUUCAUUGUCACUAAUACAAACAAAUCUAACAAGAAGUCUCUAAUCUUUCAAUCAACUGGUAAAUCCCUUUUGAACAACAUCACUUCUAUAUUUGGUUCAAAUACCAAACAAGAUCUAGUCCCAUUGGAUUUAGAUCUACCAGUUAAAAUUGAUUCAAAUAUCGCAAAACGUGAGAACGUCGAUGAAUUAGAGUUCACAGUUCAACUUCAAGGUACAAUUACAAAACCUUUAUUAGGUCUUGGUAGAAGUACAUCUGAUCGACAAUACUUUUACAUAAAUGGUAGACCUUGCAACAUGCCAAAGGCUGCAAAAGCGAUAAAUCAAGUCUUUAAAUCGUACAACAUACAAUCCUAUCCACUAGUUAUUGCUGAUUUUAAGGUCCCAAUGGAUACUUAUGAUGUCAACAUUACACCUGAUAAACGUACUAUUUUCCUUCAUUUCGAAUCCAGUUUAUUAGAAUCCUUGAAAGAUCGUUUAGACAGCUUUUAUGAACCAUUUAGGGGUGUAUUCAAUGUCAAUAAAGCCACCCAAUCAUCAAUCGUACCGAAAAGCGAACAUUUAACUCCACAAACACAGGAUGAAAGUUCUAAUUCACCUCUUUUGGAAAUGGAAACACUGAAUGAAGUACCAGCAAACCCAUUGAGUAGUCAUUUCGAUGGUGAGGAUAUCAAUGAAGUAGAUGAACACGAAGAUCAGGAUGAUGUCAUCGCAAAUAUACAGGAUGAACAUGAAGAAAACGAAAGAGAGGAAACACCACUGUUCAUAGAUGAGCAAGACACGGAGAAAACACCUCUUGAUGAGAACAGCGAUAUGCGCGAGGAUAUCAGAACGAAUUCACAGAUAAACACGCGACACGCUUCCUGGGCUUCGGAAGCCUUCUCUGAUAUUGACAAAGAUAAUAAUCGUCUCCCUAAACGAAGGAAAACUGAAGUUGAGUUUGCGGAAAUUGACGAGUAUCAUUCGGAAAGUGAAAAGGGAAUGGAAGCUGAUAAUCAUAACGAGCACGAUUCAUUCUUCUCACAAAUUGAUACAGACGAUACUCAAAUAAUGUAUGAAAUUAAACAAGCACCAUUAUACCCUAAUAUAAAGCAAUCACAAAUUGAUACUAAGACCAUGAAUGAUACCCAAGAAAGGAUUGAAUUAAGUGACAGUUCGGAAGAGGAACAAUCAAAUCAUUUUACUAAAAGGCUAAACGUUAAUAUAGAUGAAAUAAGCUUACAUUGGCAAAUAAAUGUUGAGGAAAGGCAAUCUCGACGUUCUAAUACCGUACAGAAGACUACACCUAAUAACCUACUUGAUAACGCUGGUAUACAAAAUGUUGAUGAUGCCCAAUCAGCUGAAAAUGCCUUGUCGAGAGUGUUACAUAAAAACGAUUUUGAACGUCUUCAAGUACUCGGUCAGUUUAAUCUAGGGUUUAUGAUAGUAAGGCGUCUGGAAACCAAUACUCAGGGUAUAGAAGAGGAAGAUUUAUUCAUCGUCGAUCAACAUGCUGCUGAUGAAAAGUACAACUUUGAGAACCUUCAACUGAACCAUAAGAUUCAAAGUCAGAAGUUGAUUAUACCUCGCACACUGGAUUUGAGCGCUUCAGAUGAAUUAGUAGUUUUCGAUAACCUUGAUAUACUAAAAAGUAAUGGAUUCGACAUACAAAUUAAUGAGGAUGCUACAAGUGGCAAUAGGUGUCAGUUGGUUUCAUUACCGUUAUCCAAAUCAACAGUUUUUGAUUUAAAAGAUUUAGAAGAGCUUAUUCAUUUCAUAAAUGAAAGUCCGGGGAAGCUAGUUAGAUGUACAAAAGCCAGAGAUCUUUUUGCCAGUCGAGCUUGUAGAAUGAGCGUCAUGGUUGGUAAAUCAUUAAAACUGAAACAAAUGACAAAGAUCGUUAGAAAUUUAUCGACUUUGAAUCAACCCUGGAACUGCCCUCAUGGUAGGCCAACUUUAAGACAUUUAAUCAAUUUAAAUGAUAAAACUAAUAAUGAUACGCGUGUAAAAAUAAAUUGGCAGUAUUUUAUUUAA
Molecule: messenger RNA, 2586 nt
Organism: Wallemia mellicola CBS 633.66
Lineage: Eukaryota; Fungi; Basidiomycota; Wallemiomycetes; Wallemiales; Wallemiaceae
Exons: 9
Coding region: 1-2586 (861 amino acids)
Biological process (GO): mismatch repair
Cellular component (GO): MutLalpha complex
Molecular function (GO): mismatched DNA binding; ATP hydrolysis activity; ATP binding
Source: RefSeq, a predicted model, not a curated record